GGAGUCGUCGGCUCCGCGGAGCGCCCGGUGACACGGGGCACGGUGGCGGCGACGACGGCGGUUCAGCGGCGGGGGCUCGGCCCCGGCUCGCCCCACCGGCACGGCGCCAGCCGCAGCUCUGAGGGCAGCGGGGCCGCCGCCGCUGAGGGGAAGUCUGCAUUAGUACAAUUCCCCUCGAACUGGGACAAUUCCAAGAUGUGUACUGAAGAACUCCAUCAGUAAUAUAUUUGGAAUAUUUUUUCGAACAAGCUACUUUACAAAUUUACAUCAGAUAUGACUAUGUGAAUAGCCUAGGAUAGCCCAAAGGAGGGACAUGAUGUCAGAAUAACAUACAAAACAUUUGUGAGGGCAAGGCCAAAAAACCAUGCAGUCAUCAGGGCACAGAUUCCGUGAUGUUGAGCACCACCCACUUCUUGCUGAAAAUGACAGCUACGACUCCUCUUCCUCAGAGGCCGACAUGGCAGAGAGGGUUUGGUUCAUCCGGGAUGGCUGCGGUAUGGUCUGUGCUAUAAUGACAUGGCUUCUGGUUGUCUAUGCAGACUUCGUAGUGACUUUUGUCAUGUUGCUGCCUUCCAAAGACUUUUGGUACUCUGUGAUCAACGGUGUUCUCUUUAACUGCUUGGCAGUACUAGCUUUGUCAUCGCACCUGAGAACUAUGCUAACUGAUCCAGGGGCUGUACCCAAAGGAAAUGCCACUAAGGAAUACAUGGAUAAUUUGCAACUGAAACCAGGAGAAGUGAUCUACAAAUGUCCAAAGUGCUGUAGUAUCAAACCUGAACGUGCACACCAUUGCAGCAUUUGCAAACGAUGCAUUCGAAAGAUGGAUCACCACUGCCCGUGGGUGAACAACUGUGUGGGGGAGAAAAAUCAGAGGUUUUUUGUUCUGUUUACGAUGUAUAUAGCCCUCAUUUCAGCUCAUGCGCUCAUACUGUGUGGGUUUCAGUUUUUCUCCUGUGUCCGAGGGCAGUGGACUGAAUGCAGUGACUUCUCCCCACCUGUAACUGUGAUCCUGAUGAUCUUCUUGUGCCUUGAGGGUUUUCUGUUUCUCACUUUCACUGCAGUCAUGUUUGGCACCCAAAUCCACUCAAUAUGCAAUGAUGAAACGGAGAUUGAAAGACUGAAGAGUGAAAAGCCAACAUGGGAGCGGAGACUACGCUGGGAAGGAAUGAAAUCUGUUUUCGGGGGUCAGCCUUCACUCCUGUGGAUCAAUCCUUUUGCAGGGUUUCGAAUCAGGCGACUUGUACUGAGAGCAAAGAAAGGAGGACCUGAGUUUUCUGUUUGAGUCUAAUGAUGUUGGAACUUGCAAGAAUACUAUAUAAUAUUUAUUUGGGGCCAGAGAAGGCUGUCUUACUUAUAAUCUGUGACCAGGUGAAACUGAUAUCAGACAUUUGCUUGUAGCAAGCAGAGUUUUAUACGUUUAUUGUCACAGACAUCUCAUUAACUUUCGGAGACGCGACUGGAUCUGUAAUGGUCUUAACUGCAAGAUAACAAAGGAAAAGCCCAUGGUCACACUAAAGAAGCCAAAUGUUGUCAUGCUACUGUAAUUUAUUUUGAGAUUAAUUAUCCUUUUUUUUUUUAAACCCUUUUUAUUUGAUAAAAGUUUGGGGAAUUACCUGUGUGUUUUUAUAAGAAGCAUAUACUUGGGUGCAAUUGUCAAUCAUAGGAAGGAGCAUUGUGGUGAAAGUUGAUCUCAUCAUGCUACUGUAAUUUAUUUUGAGAUUAAUUAUCCCUUUUUGUUAAACCUUUUUUAUUUGAGAAAUGUUUGGGAAGUGUGUUUUUAUAAAAAGCAUAUACUUAGGUGCAGUUGUCAAUCAUAAGGAGGAGCAUUAUGGUGAAAGUUGAUCUCAAGUGAGACUUAGCCUUCUCAAUCCAGUUUUCAGGGAAUAGUGGUUUGUUCAGUUUUAAUUUCUGUUUCAGCUUAUCCUACUAAACAGAGCUGUACUCUUGUGUCCCACUUCAGGCACACGUUCCUCAUAUGCAAGCGAUUCAAAGGACUGGUGCACACAACAGCGUAACACAUCAGAGGCACUGUUACACCCCUGCCAAAUGUCUUCCCAGGCUCACAAAAGCGUGUCUUGUGUUUGGCAGUAUUGAUGGCAUUUUUAGGCAUGUUCUAAGUCAUGAGUAAACACCACUGGCUGUGGGUCAGAUUCUGCCCUCAGGUCUGCAUCUCUUAUCCUUACUGCAUUGAUUGUAGAGGAACUUCAGUGUAAGUGUCCUGGUUUAGGCCCAUCAGGGAACAAAAGACCACGAUCAGCCUCAAGUACCAAAGACCUGAGGCUUGCCAAAGGGCAGGGAGAGCUUCUGCCGUUUGUCUCUCUGUUGGGUAAGUGGCUCUGCAUCUGUCCUCCCUGCACGUCCAUGGGGUCCCUCACACACACACAGCCCUGCCCAGGCUGCUUUGACAUGUAUUUAUCCCAAAGGCUGCAGCUCCUCUCUGCCUCUCGUGUGGGGCUGCUCUGGGCCCGCAGGCUGCAGCACGGCCUGUGCCAUGGCGCCUCCUCACGCAGUCCCUUGCCCGUCCAGGUGCACUCACAUGGAGCUGCUGGUGGCUCUCAGUCCUGCCCUGGCCCUCCCUGGGUUGCAGGGGUACAGCCUGUGUUCUCACCACGGCUUGCAGAGGGGUCUCUGGUCUGGUGCUCCUCCUUCCUUCCUCCUUCUCUGACUGUGGGGUCUACGUGGUCGCUUCCACCUUGUAUCACUCUCACACCUCCCUCAAGCACUUCAAAUUCCUGUCCCUAAAUAGUGAUGGCAGAGGCGCCAGAUGGGCCCAGCUGGGUUGGAGGUGGGUCUGAACCCAGGAACCGGGUCUUCAAUGCAACCCCCUCCUCCUCUUACCAAGCAAAAGCUGUUCCUUGUUAAACCAUGACAGUGUUUGAGGGUUGUUAUCUAGUCCUCUGCAGGGAUGAGUGGGACCAGUGACUGUAUCCUCCUGUGUGCAAUUAAAAUGAAUGUACUGCAGAUUGGAGCUUAGAAGUGAAAACGGUUGUCUUUGCAGAGUCUAGUUCUGCCCCCUUUUUGUAUUUCUUUCAUUGUAUAGACUUGCUAUAGAAGGAAAGCUAUUAAUGAUCCCUUGAACAAAGGCGUCAGAGGGAUGAGGAGAGGUUGCCUUUUUCUCAAGUACAACAUAUCUUAAAUGUAGAAAGACCUGCAACAGAAGGAAUUCUUUUGAAUUUCAUCAUUUUCCAAACACUACUUUUGAGACAUGAGAGCAAUAUUGAUCUAGAACUGCUUUAUGUGGGCCUGACAAACAACAGUAGUGCUAAGAAACAUUUCUAAAUCUGCAAGUAAUGAAAUACAAGCUGUAAGCACUGAAAUUCAGCUAAAAGUGGAUUCUUUAAAAGUUACAUUUAGACUAUUUUUUAUAUUAUUGUUAAUCUGUUCUAUAAAUUACUGACAAUACAAAGGAUAAAGCAGGAGCCUUGAUGCAUAGCUUGAAAUCGUGCCUAGAAAGUAAAUAGCUCCCUGUUCUGGGACUUGCCUUAAAAUCAUCCUGUUCUUGCUUUUACUUUGCCAGUGGCACUGAUGAUCUCUCCCACCUCAAGCAGUUCAAUGUGCUGAAGAAUCUUGCAUUAUCAAGUUUAUGUACUACAGGAGCUAUAUUUUCUUUUUGCCAAUGAGUUCUCUAUUUCUUUGUGGCUCUUUGUGGCAUCUUCAUUCCGGCUUCGUCAGGUUUUAUAUCAUUGGGUGGGGGAAAUUACCAAGGGAUCCAUUUAUUAUCUGAGGCCCUGUGAACAAAACUGUGCAAUGCUAUGUAAUAUGUUCUCUUUGCUUGGUGGAGAUGAAGUUUAGCACUUGGCAAUUUGUAGGUGGACACAGCCAGUGAAAUUGCAGUCAGAUAAACAAAACUAUGUCACGUGUAACUGAAGGGAGUGUUGGAAGAUCCACAGAAAUCUUUGCAUAUCCGGUGUCAGUGGCACAUCUUAAAGACUGAGGGGAGGGGAAAAAGAUGUCUGGCUUUGUCAUGAGGCUCUUAAUGUGUAUAUUGUUUAAUAAAAUAUCCUGAUGAAAAUCAGAAAACAUCACUUCAAGCAGUUGAACCCUGUGACUGAGCAAGUGUGUGGAAUCAGGUUUACUUGGCUUUUCAGACCCUUGUUACGUUGUAAUUUUUUUAAUGUAAAAAAAAACCAGAAAUAAAGUAAUGAAUUGAAGUCUUAGUUGAUUAA
This is a messenger RNA of Colius striatus (speckled mousebird), 4166 nucleotides long. It is a transcript of the gene ZDHHC7, whose product is annotated as zinc finger DHHC-type palmitoyltransferase 7. The record is from RefSeq and is a predicted model, not a curated record. The coding region runs from base 365 to 1282 and encodes 305 amino acids. Gene Ontology annotation, biological process: protein targeting to membrane; peptidyl-L-cysteine S-palmitoylation. Gene Ontology annotation, molecular function: protein-cysteine S-palmitoyltransferase activity. NCBI's taxonomy places the organism in Eukaryota, Metazoa, Chordata, Aves, Coliiformes, Coliidae. The transcript is spliced from 9 exons. Gene Ontology annotation, cellular component: endoplasmic reticulum; Golgi apparatus.